Messenger RNA from Aureobasidium uvarum, 3183 nucleotides. The record is from the annotation of a GenBank genome assembly. NCBI's taxonomy places the organism in Eukaryota, Fungi, Ascomycota, Dothideomycetes, Dothideales, Saccotheciaceae.
AUGCCUCGACCUCGACUGUCGCCGCAUCUGUCGCUACAUCGCUUCAAGAGCACCACCUCGGUCAAGUCGACGACCGACAGCCAGACCAACAGUAGGAAUGUUAGCCCUAGGAGGAAGGCUGAAGAGCAGGGUGACCACAAGGGGCUCAAUCUGGUCCUAAGAGUCCAGGUGCUCGAGGCCACGUCCGUAGUCGACAAGACAUUGAACCCAAAAUGGAACCAGACCUUCGACCUCCCCAUCUCGGGUGUCUCGAGUCUGCUGCUCGAGGCUGUGUGCUGGGACAAGGACCGCUUUAGCAAAGACUACAUGGGCGAGUUCGAUUGGUACAAGCUCGAAUCUAGAAAGUCGGGCCGCAAGAAGAGCCAUGCUUCUGGCGAAGUCCUCUUGAAGGUCUCCGUGUUCGAUCCCAUCAACCCCAACGCCACUGCCCAGCAGACCCUCCAAAAGUUCUAUGGUGUUGUUGCCCUUGAAGAUCCCGCCGAAGGAGACGAGGAUCUUGACGAGCUUACCCGAGCAGGAGAAUCCGCCGACGAGGACGAAGACGAUGAUGAAGACGAUUCCGGCAACAGCCCCGAACAAUCAGAGAAGAGAAAAAAGAGACACAGACUUGCCCGCUUGAAGCGCAAGACCAAGCUGAAGGCCUACGAAUUCAAUGGUAUGAGUGCUGUUGCUGGUGUUCUCUUUGUCGAGAUCCAGAAGGUGACAGACCUGCCUCCUGAACGCAACAUGACACGAACUUCCUUCGACAUGGACCCUUUCGUUGUCAGCUCUUUGGGCAAGAAGACGUACAGAACUCGCGUCAUCAGGCACAACCUCAAUCCAGUCUUUGAGGAGAAGCUCGUCUUUCAGGUCUUGCGACACGAGGUCAACUACAUGCUCAAUCUGACUGUCAUUGACAGAGACAAGCUUUCUGGAAACGAUUUCGUUGGUGCUGCCACUUUCUCUCUUGAAAGAGCUAGAGCUGUUCAACCAGAGGCAGAUCCGGAAACUGGUCUUUACAACUGCCCUGACACACCGGACGCUGGGGCCACGCCUGGCUCUGAAUAUAGGCGUUCUCGCUUCCGCUUGAACUCCUCGCGAUCGCAGUCAAGCCAGACACUUAGUAGGUCGUCUCGCAAUGCCUCGGCCAAGGACCUCCACCGGCUCUCUAGGACGUCUUCGAAUACUAGUGUGAACCACAGACCUUCGUUACGGAAGGAGGACUCGGGCGACUCUCUGAACGCUGUCGACUCGCGAGAAGAUAUUCCAUCACCAAUGACCAGCAAUCCAUACAUGACUGACGCUUCUGGUAUUCCUCAGGUGAAUGUCGACCAUGAUGGUGUCGAAGACCCGGAUCUCAGAUACUACGCCAUCCCUUUGCAGCUGAAGAACAAGGACAGAUGGGAAGACAAGCACAACCCUAUUGUUCACAUCAAAGUCAAAUACCUGCCAUACCAAGCCCUUCGUCAACAGUUCUGGCGUGCUAUGUUGAAGCACUAUGACGCAGACGACACUGGAAAUCUUGACAAGGUUGAGAUUACUACCAUGCUUGAUACUCUGGGUUCCACUCUACACGAGAAUACUAUCAAUUCCUGGUUCAAGCGCUUUGCUGCUGAGAAUGGUGGAGAAGAAGUCUUGACCAUGGAUCAGGCAGUAAUCUGUCUUGAGGAUCAGCUUACCAAAUAUCAGCAGAAGAAGGCAACUCUUACGGACACUAUCCAGGGAAAGCUUCACAUCUCGGAGACCAAGACUUCAAAGUUGACAUCCGCUGACGGAUCAAAAUCCUCUGACAGCCUUGUACAAUCUGAAGACAGCUCAAGCCAAGGAACACCUCUGAACAAUCGCUCACAAACCUCAGUGAUCCCGGCACUCGAAGUUCAGGACCUGUCAGCCGAUGGGGAGGAAGGAGGUGCUUUGCCGGACGACGACCUUGCGGAUGAGGAGAGGGGUGAGGAGCAUGUCGUGGAGAUCAAGGAGUGUCCCAUCUGCCAUCAACCUCGUCUGGACAAGAAGAACACCGAGGCCGAUAUUAUCACGCAUGUAGCCACUUGUGCCUCACAAGACUGGCGUGCUGUCAAUAAUAUUGUCAUGGGCGGUUUCGUCACCAGCAGCCAAGCACAGCGAAAGUGGUACAGCAAGGUCAUCACCAAGAUUGGUUAUGGCGGUUACAAGAUUGGAGCCAACAGUGCCAACAUCCUCGUUCAAGAUCGUAUCACUGGACAGAUCAACGAGGAGAGGAUGAGCGUGUACGUCAGACUGGGUAUUCGACUGCUCUACAAAGGCCUCAAGAGCAGGGAUAUGGAGAAGAAGAGGAUCCGCAAGCUUCUCCGAUCUCUAUCAUUCAAGCAGGGCCGCAAGUACGACGAUCCCGCUUCAGCAUCACAAGUUCCUGGCUUCAUCAACUUCCAUCAAUUGGAUAUGUCCGAGGUUCUCUUGAAAACGUCUGAUUUCAAGAGUUUCAACGAAUUCUUCUACCGCAAGCUGAAGCCAGAUGCUAGACCUUGCUCAGCUGCAGACAGACCGGAAAUUGUCGUUUCGCCAGCAGACUGCCGGACAGUCGUGUUCAAUCAAAUCAGCGAAGCUCAACGUGUAUGGGUCAAGGGACGAGAGUUCUCAGUGGAACGACUCUUGGGUAACGCAUAUCCCGAAGACGCCAAGAGGUACGCCGGCGGCGCUAUGGGUAUUUUCCGUCUGGCACCACAAGACUACCAUCGUUUCCACAUUCCAGUGGACGGUACAAUGCUCGAGCCCAAGCUCAUCGAGGGCGAGUACUAUACAGUCAACCCUAUGGCUAUCCGCAGUGCGCUUGACGUGUAUGGUGAGAACGUCAGAGUUGUGGUGCCGAUUGACAGCCCCAAGCACGGACGUGUGAUGGUCAUCUGUGUUGGAGCUAUGAUGGUUGGCAGUACAGUCAUCACGCGAAAGGCAGGAGAGAAAGUGAGCCGUGCGGAAGAGUUGGGAUACUUCAAGUUCGGUGGCAGUACGUUGUUGCUGCUAUUUGAGCCUGGGAAGAUGUUGUUUGAUGACGACUUGGUCGACAAUUCUAACGGAGCGUUGGAGACACUGGCACCUCACAUGCCUGACAUGCGCAAAGAAAACCCCAGCAUGGCUGAGAAGCAAGAUGCCAAACGCAGGAUCGAAGGCAGUUUUGCACCCAGCACAAGGGCGAUGCCUGGCUUGCCAUCUGCAGCCAACAUGCAGUAG